Molecule: messenger RNA, 1467 nt
Organism: Debaryomyces hansenii CBS767
Lineage: Eukaryota; Fungi; Ascomycota; Pichiomycetes; Serinales; Debaryomycetaceae
Exons: 1
Coding region: 1-1467 (488 amino acids)
Biological process (GO): GPI anchor biosynthetic process
Cellular component (GO): endoplasmic reticulum
Source: RefSeq, a predicted model, not a curated record
AUGUCAGGAGGUGGUUUUAAGAUCUUCAAAUGGGCCGUUGUCACAGUAGCAAUUGCUUUCAAUAUUCUAGUCUAUUUUUAUCCUGAUAUUCUAAAUGAUUUACAGCAGUGCAAAUGGCAUGAGUUUUCAGAUUCUGGGAGAUUGAAGAGUAAACUAGACUUUAUCAAUGGUUUGGAUCAAUCGAUAAGUGAUAAGAUAUUGUUGAAUUUACCAUUCUUGCAAGAUAUUAAAAUGCUGAAUACUAAAUCGCCUUAUGAUUUACAUAAUGACGUUAAAGACAUUCAUCUUUUGGCAUUUGGCGAUCCACAAAUCAAUGGAAACUGGGCUCUGACGAAGUAUAUUAAGAGAUUAGAUAACUAUGGAAAUGAUUACUAUUUGGGCCAUAUCUAUACUACUAUGAAAGAAAGAUUAAGUCCUAGCCAUGUUGCGGUAAUGGGUGACCAUUUUUCGUCCCAGUGGAUAUACGAUUCUGAAUUUUACAAUAGAACAUACCGAUACGUUGAGCGAAUAUUUACAAGGCCAAUUGAAUACAAACAGAAUGUUCUUGACGUACACGAAAGGCAUGAGGAUUAUGACUGGCAAAAAUGGUUAAGCGAAGAAGUAAAGUUGGACCCGUUGGUAAGAUUCAACUCUAGGGUUUACAACGAUGUCUAUGACUGGUAUAAUUUAGACAAAAAGUAUCCAAAUUUUGAGAAUCCUCUUUUCAUUAAUUUAACUGGUAAUCAUGAUAUAGGAUAUAGUGGAGAUGCAACGUGGCAGCAUUUGGCUAGAUUCCACCUUUUAUUUGGUCAAAAUAAUUAUGUCAUUAAUUAUAACAAGGGAACCCCUGAAGAAUGGAGAAUAAUUGUAUUGGAUUCAUUAACUUUAGAAGGACCUGCGUUACAGGAAGAGUUUUUAAAUUACACUUGGUCAUUUGUGAAUAAUAUUGAGAAAUAUGAAAAUAAGGACUUCAAGGGAUCAACGAUUUUGUUUACUCAUAUUCCGUUCUACAAAAGGGAAGGUUUAUGCAAAGAUGGCCCUGAACACAAGUACUACGUAAAUAACACACAAGAACCUUACAAGAACGGCAAGCUAAGAUCUCAAAAUCAUUUAUCCUAUGAUUCGACUCAAAAAAUCAUGAAUAUUAUGUUCCCUAAAGAUUCUAAGAAUGGAAUAAUAUUAACGGGGCAUGACCACUACGGAUGCAACAGCUGGUAUAAUUUAUUAAGUGAUACUUGGGAAGCUUCUGAAUCUGUGAAACCCACAGGAGAAAGAUUCGCUGUUAGAGAAAUCGUAGUGGAAUCAAUGAUGGGAGAUUUUGAUGGUCAAACAGGUAUACUUACAGGACAUUUUGAUAAAUUUAAACAAACAUGGUUGUUCGAAUUCACCUACUGUUCAUUCUUAGUUCAACACUACUGGUGGUCAUCUAAGAUUUUAACAGUUGUAGCCGUAUUCCUUCUAUCUACCGGGUUUUUAUUUAAAUGGUAA